AUGUUCAUCGGUGGCCUGAACUGGGAGACUACUGACCAGUCCCUCAAGGAGUACUUUUCGCAGUUCGGUGAGGUUGCCGAAUGCACCGUCAUGCGCGAUGGCGCUACCGGUCGUUCGCGUGGUUUCGGUUUCCUCACCUUCAAGGACCCCAAGACCGUCAACAUUGUCAUGGUCAAGGAGCACUACCUUGAUGGUAAGAUCAUUGACCCGAAGCGCGCCAUUCCCCGUGAGGAGCAAGAGAGGACGAGUAAGAUCUUCGUCGGCGGUGUCAGCCAGGAAGCCACCGAGCAAGACUUCAAGCAGUUUUUCAUGCAGUUUGGUCGUGUCAUCGAUGCCACUCUUAUGAUGGACAAGGACACCGGUCGUCCCAGAGGUUUCGGUUUCGUCACGUUCGACGGCGAUGCUGCAGUCGACGCCACCCUCCAAGGCCCUCUCGAGAUUCUUGGCAAGCCCAUUGAAGUGAAGCGUGCGCAACCCCGUGGAAACCUCAAGGAUGGUGAGGACGACCGCGGCGGCAAGUUUGGCCGGCGCAACGACAAGUUUGGCAACCGGGGUGACAACUUUGACAACCAACAAAACCAGCAACAGGGUGCUGGUGGCAUGCAAAACGGCAUGAGCCCUGCGAUGAUGGCUCAGUACUGGCAGCGCAUGCAGCAAUAUUUCGCCAUGAUGCAGCAGCAGAUGUCCGCCAACAUAAACCCCGGUGCCGCUCCCAUGGCCAACCCUAUGAUGGGCGGACAGAUGAACCCCGCCAUGAUGCAGCAGAUGAUGGCCAUGCAGAUGAACCGCGCCAACACCAUGUCCCCGACCGGCAGCCCCGCUCCCGGCACUCCUAUGCAAGGCGCCAUGAACCCCGCCAUGAUGCAGCAAAUGGCACAGCAACAGGGCCAGCAAGGCGGCAUGGGCAGCCCAGGCUUCCAGCAGCCCGGCAACUUCCAGGGCAACGCCGGCGCCGCUGGCCCUGCGGCCAUGAUGGCCAACGCGAACCGACCCGGCUUCAACGCGCAGGAGCAACUCAUGUUCGAACAGCAAAAGUAUGAGCAGCAGCAGGCGCGCCGCAUGCAGCAGGGCGCGUACGGCCAGACGGGCUACAACCAGGGCGGUCCCACCUCCUGGGAAGGCAUGUACGACGAUGUGCCGGCGCCCAACAUGCCCGCAGCUGGAGGCGGCGCGCCGCGCGGCGGUAGCUUCAACAGGGGCGCCAUGGGCCGCGGGGGAAUGGCUCGCGGUGGUGGAGCCGGUACGCCUGCCGGCCCCGCUGGCCAGCCCAGCAACGCCCCGGCGAAUGCGCCUACGGGCCCUAAGAAUGCGGGCAAGCCUGGUGCGAACUACCGCGGUGGCGGACGCGGCGCACACAGAGGUUUCCAUCCGUAUGCGCGGAAUGGUUGA
This is a messenger RNA of Aplosporella prunicola CBS 121167, 1389 nucleotides long. RefSeq lists its product as uncharacterized. Gene Ontology annotation, molecular function: RNA binding. The record is from RefSeq and is a predicted model, not a curated record. The transcript is spliced from 3 exons. Bases 1 to 1389 code for a protein of 462 amino acids. Lineage: Eukaryota; Fungi; Ascomycota; Dothideomycetes; Botryosphaeriales; Aplosporellaceae.